This is a messenger RNA of Cicer arietinum (chickpea), 1669 nucleotides long. RefSeq names its product homeobox-leucine zipper protein ATHB-16-like. Gene Ontology annotation, cellular component: nucleus. Lineage: Eukaryota; Viridiplantae; Streptophyta; Magnoliopsida; Fabales; Fabaceae. Gene Ontology annotation, molecular function: DNA-binding transcription factor activity, RNA polymerase II-specific; sequence-specific DNA binding. The record is from RefSeq and is a predicted model, not a curated record. Gene Ontology annotation, biological process: positive regulation of DNA-templated transcription.
GAACUCAGCUGGUUCACCACUCCAAACCCACCACUACCAUCAUCUCUUUCUUAAACCCAAACACUUUUUAAUUAAUUUUGGACUAUAUUACUUCUAUACUAUAAUAAUUUAUUUAUGUUUUUUUAUUGUUUGUAGUAAUUUAUUUGUUUAGUUGUGUGGGUUUAUCCUGCGUGUAUAAAUUAUUUGAUUGAUGGAUAAAGAAGGAGAAGUUGUGAGAAAACAGGAACAUGAUGAUGGUGUUAAUGGAGAUAAAUUUUACUUAUGUAACAACUUCUUUCAGUACUUAAAAAAUUGGUGUUUCUUAAGACACGAUAACUCCUUUUCAACGAGAUCUUAAAAACAUCGACUAACGUUAAAGGAAUCAAAAGACUAGCUAGGUAGUUGUUGUAUAUUAAGAUCUCAUUUUUUUACUCAUGAAGAGACUCGCCAGUUCAGAUUCUUCACCUGCUCUCAUCACAAUCUGUCCAUCAAUAGAGGAACAGAGUCCGAGGAACAAGCAUGUGUAUGGUAGGGAAUUUCAAUCAAUGAUGUUGGAUGGAUUCGAAGAAGAAGAAGUGUGUGUUGAAGAACAGGAACAUCACUCUGAGAAGAAACGUAGAUUAAGAGUGGAUCAAGUAAAGGCUUUAGAGAAAAACUUUGAGGUUGAAAACAAGCUUGAACCUGAAAGGAAAGAGAAGCUUGCAAUUGAACUUGGGUUGCAGCCUAGACAAGUUGCGGUUUGGUUCCAAAACCGUCGAGCUAGAUGGAAAACCAAACAAUUGGAAAGAGAUUAUGGAGUUCUUAAAGCUAAUUAUGAUGCUCUUAAGCUCAAGUUUGAUGCAAUCACUCAAGACAACAAAGCUUUGCACAACGAGAUUAAGGAACUGAAAUCAAGUCUCCAUGAAGAAGAAAAAAGCACAGUCAGUGUUGCAGUGAAGGAAGAGAUAACGAUCCCUGAAUCAGGCAUCGACAAGCAUAAUAACCCAUCUUCAGAAACAUCAAUUCCCAGUUCAGAAUCAAAGGCUCACUUGAAUGAUGUUGGUGUUGGAGAAGCUUCUUCUUCACUCUUCCCAUUAGAACUGAAAGAUGGUUCUUCUGACAGCGACUCCAGUGCAAUUUCUUCGUCCGGUGUUCUUCAAAAUGAGCAGCAUCUUUUGUUGUCUCCUGAUUCUUCUCCGUUGAAGUACAAUUGCUUUAUAUCCUCGUCAUCGCCAUCAUCCUCCAUGAAUUGCUUCCAAUACCAAAAAUCUUAUCAUGUGAAAAUGGAGGAGCAGAAUUUCUUAAGUGCAGAUGAGGCAUGUAAUUUUUUCUCUGAUGAACAAGCACCAACUUUACAAUGGUACUGUCCAGACCAGUGGAGUUAAAAGAUUGAUGAUGAAGAGGAAAUAAAUUCCUGUAAGACGACUCAAUUAUCUUUGUAAAAAAAUGGGUUGUUUGGUUGGUUUGUGGUUCUCAUCUUGGACAUUAAUUGCAAAACUAUGCUGGUUAUUGUGAAGGAAAUACUAGCAGAGAAGAGGUUGGGGCAGGCUUGUCUUGUCGCAGCUACAAGGAUGGAUUGUGGAUUAAGGUUAAUUAUGGCUCUGGUAUGAAUAAUUGUCAAGUGGUAUUGAAAAUCCAUGCUGUAAAUAAAAUAAUUUUAAUUCAAGCAUGACAAAUUGCUCUAUCUUUUAAUUUUUAUUUGACAACUUUC